Molecule: messenger RNA, 4009 nt
Organism: Candoia aspera
Lineage: Eukaryota; Metazoa; Chordata; Lepidosauria; Squamata; Candoiidae
Gene: TBC1D20
Product: TBC1 domain family member 20
Exons: 8
Coding region: 98-1285 (395 amino acids)
Biological process (GO): positive regulation of GTPase activity; endoplasmic reticulum to Golgi vesicle-mediated transport
Cellular component (GO): endoplasmic reticulum membrane
Molecular function (GO): GTPase activator activity
Source: RefSeq, a predicted model, not a curated record
CGCAAGUGGAAGGCGGGACCAAGUGGGUGGAAGGGGGAAAAGGAAGACGCGGAGUCCGGCAGGCCGUCGGGAUGGUCCUCUGCGGUGGCCGGAGACCAUGGCCCAGCCGAGGCCGCCACGGCUGCACGACAGCGGGGGGCGAGAUUCUGACGCAAAGCAGAAGAGAAAAGUAGCCGAGAUCUACCAAGUGCUAAACCAUGAGCCUGUUGACAUUGCUCCCCUCCGGCGCAUGGCUAUCAGCGAAGGGGGUCUCCUCAUGGAUGAGAUCCGCUGCAGAGUAUGGCCCAGACUGCUCAAUGUGAACACCGAUGACCUGCUGCCUCCACCAGAGGAAGAACUUCGGGAGAAGAGCAAAGAUUAUCAGCAAGUAUUGUUGGAUGUGAGGCGAUCCCUCCGACGUUUCCCUCCAGACAUGCCGGAUGAGCAGAGGGAGGGGCUGCAGGAAGAGCUGAUCGACUGCAUCCUGCAAGUUCUGCAGCGCAACACCCAGCUGCAUUAUUACCAGGGCUACCACGACAUCGUGGUCACGUUUCUUCUCGUUGUGGGGGAGAGAUUGGCCGCCACCCUGGUGGAAAAGCUUUCAACCCAUCACCUCAGGGAUUUUAUGGACCCAACAAUGGAUAACACUAAGCACAUCCUAAAUUACCUGAUGCCCAUUAUAGACCAAGUGAAUCCAGAUCUCCACGAUUUCAUGCAGAGGGCCGAAGUGGGAACCAUCUUCGCCCUCAGCUGGCUGAUCACUUGGUUUGGACACGUCUUGUCUGACUUCAGGCACGUGGUGCGGUUAUACGACUUCUUCCUAGCCUGUCACCCGCUGAUGCCCAUCUACUUUGCAGCAGUGAUUGUGCUCCACCGGGCACCAGAAGUUCUGGCCUGCGACUGUGACAUGGCUUCGGUCCACCAUCUCUUAUCCCAGAUCCCCCAGGAUCUUCCUUAUGAGACGCUCAUCAGCCGGGCUGGAGACCUCUUUGUUCAGUUUCCACCAUCGAAGCUUGCCCAGGAAGCUGCUCAGCAGCAAGCUGAGAGGACGGCGGCCUCCACCUUCAAAGACUUCGAGCUGGCUUCCGCCCAGCAGCGGCCCGACACCGUCCUCCGGCAGCGCUUUCGAGAGCGACUCCGGGCCGAGGAGAGCGCCAAAUCGCUCUUGGUGACCAAACCAAGGACCAACCGCUUUGUCAAGCUGGCAGUGAUGGGGCUGACGGUGGCCCUGGGGGCAGCAGCUCUGGCUGUGGUAAAGAGCGCCCUCGAAUGGGCACCCAAAUUCGAACUGCAGAUAUUUCCCUAGUGCGGAGGGAAGGAAGGCCGGCCCUCCCUCCGUCAUCUCCUGCUAGACGGUCCCCAGCGGGCAGCCAUCUCUGCAGAAGGCAAGCUGGGUUUUCAGGCCACAACCUGUUCUCUUCCACGAGCGACCUUUGGAACGGGGGGGGAAAGUGCCUUGGGCUGCUGCAGGCUGGAGGGUCCCAAUUUUGCUGGCGUUUCUGGCCAGCUGACCCCAGUUGCCACCUGGAGCAUUUUGUACUCCACAAAGACCCCUUCUGUCCUCCGGCUUCCGCCUGAUGCAAGAGAAGGAAGACAUGGUGCGCACGUUCAGGGAAAGCAGUGUGGCGUUCCUGCAGUUUUAAUAGAACGAGAGACACGGCCUAGAUGAGCGUUGGGGAUCUCAGUACCCUCUCCAAGCGAUUCGGUUGUCUGUCUUACCAAAGUGGAAGAAGGCAGCUGGUUUCUGGGCAGCUGCGACAGCAGAACUAGGUUCCCACCGGCUCUCCUUUUGACGUCUGCUGUGUGAGCCAGAAAGGGAGCAGCAGGAAAGUGGGUCUUGUCAUAGCGUGGAAUGGAUCUUCUUGGGACUUUCAAAAAUGACCUGUUCCUAUCAAAGCUGAAAAUCCGUCACGAUCACCUGAAUCUAAGUGGGAUAUGCAGAAACUUUCCCUGACCGAAAAUGGAGCUUCUCUUUGCCUGCAUGAAGGAUUCUCACAAAGAUGGUUCACUUGAUCCUGUGCGCUGUCGGUGAUUCCUCACUCCCCCCUCUACUUCCUCUAGAAAGGCCUCACAAGUGUCCUUACCCAACCUUUGCUACUUUUGGCAAACAAGUUCUUGGCCAUCUUCAAAGCCACCAGCCAAGACAAGCAUCCCAAGGAGUAAGAGCCACCCUACCCCCCUCGAUGCCCAAGCCUAGGAUUGCCCGCCUUGCCAGGUUGGCACCAGCGAGGAAUGCACUGAACAAAGAGGACGGCUGGACAGCUGGGCAUUGAGGUUUACAGCAAGCUAGUCCUGCCGUGUUCUGCAGGCCGGAGGGUGAGCCCAAGCUGUCCUUCAGGAGCAGCAGCUUCCAGACGCCGUCGGAUUCCACCCCAUAGAAAGACCUACAGCUCAGCUUCGUGUGUGUUUCUUUACAACCGUUGCCCUGAAUUCUGCUGUGUGCCGAGACUGGGUAUACUGGGAGACAGGCAAGCAGGGCACCCACAGCAAGUUAUCUUCCCCACGUGCUUGCUGGCCUUCUCUUCUGGACAAGCUCGGGACUGAUGCUAGAAGGACCGUGCCUUCUCCAAGGGGUGGAUUGUGCUUGUGGCUCUGAACACCACCUUAGCUAAGAAGCUGGCUGGACUUGAGCCUCUUCUUUGCCGCUGCAGUUGAAGUGCGGCCGUUCAGCUGCGUCUACGCAGAUCUGCCAUCUGUCUCCCGACUUCUUUGAUGAUGCAUUUUGGACUCGACCAUACCUCUGAAGCUGGAGGAGACCACUGGCAUUCCUUCCCCAACAAUUGGAGUCUCAGUACAGCGUCGCAUCAUGAGAAGGAACUGGGCACGGGGUGGUGCCAUCAGAGCAGCAGCGGCAGAAAGGGAUGGGGCAAGUCACGCCAUGCUCCAAGGAGGCCUCUCAGAGAAGGGGGCAUGUGAAGAUGGCUGGGGAGUCCCUGAGCUCGUGUUCAGGAAACGCACUUUACAAAAACUAGCCCAAAAAGAAGUGCGAGGCCAUGGCAGAGAAUGGCCUUCUUAGGGAGAAAUACCAAGGCAGGAAAUGCUCCCUCGCAUCCUUUGCGGUGUUCGACGGAUUUCUGGUUUGUUAAAGCAGGGGCAUCUCCUCCUCCUCCUGCAUCUGUUAUAUUAACCAAGCAAAACUCCACAGUUUAGCCCUAACAUUUGCUGUAACUGUUCUGUGUGUUGCCAUUACAGUAACUACAGGAAACGAAACACGCAGCAAUUGGAAAGAGAGAUUCCGUUUGUGUUUCGUAAGAACUGCCUCAGGAAUUCAGCUUUCGUCAGCAGAAUCUAACAACGCUGGGUUUGGAGGAGGUUUUGUUAAGGCUUGAGUAAUUUCCUCUCCCUUCUCCCUAUCCACACCCGGAGUCCUACCCACAGAAAACUGGCGCAUCAAGGUGCCCUUGGCAGGAGGGUCCUCUUUCUUCAUAGGAACCGUUUGGCCUUUGCACUGCGGUUUAGAAAGUAGCUUUGCCCUUGGAUUUUGCUGGCUGUUCACCCUUUUAUUGGAACAGAGGAAAGGACAGUGACGUGCAUCUGCUGAGGAUCUGGCCGCCCUCCAGGGGUGAAUUAACUGGGACACCGUUGCCAGGGUGAAGCUGGGAAGAGGGGCCUUGGAGGCUCCUCCACCUGUAGGGGCCCCUCUUCCCUUGCUGCUUCUCAGGCAGGGGGGUGACUCUCCCAGGAGCGUGGGGUCCUGGCCUGCCUGGUUACUGGUUUCUGAGGAAGCAGCCUGGCAGCAGUUGCGACCCUAGAAAUCCACAGCUUGGCCCACGGCCGUUGCGUGCUCACCGCUCGAGCAUCUUGCCCACCUGCUGCAUACUUAACUUCACCCCAUUGUGGGCAGGCAGGUAGCAAAGCCCAGAGGUUGAGUUAGCAGAGAAGAAUGGAAAUACCAACAGCCCUCCCAUCGCGCAUGGGAAUUCCUGGACAGCGUAGCUAUUUUGUAUACUUUAUGUACGUAUGUAACAUGCAGAUUUGUACAGGGCUUGUAAUUGUGUAAAAUAAAUAAAUGCGGUAUUAACUUAUUAAA